Molecule: messenger RNA, 828 nt
Organism: Caenorhabditis remanei
Lineage: Eukaryota; Metazoa; Nematoda; Chromadorea; Rhabditida; Rhabditidae
Exons: 6
Coding region: 1-828 (275 amino acids)
Source: RefSeq, a predicted model, not a curated record
AUGCUGAAAUUAUUGAUUAUUGCCGGAUUGGCAGUAGGAACUGUUUUCACUUUGACUUGCUAUAAUGGAAGUAAAAUGUUGGCAAUGCAAAGUGUCGGAGAAACAACUGAAGAGUGUCCUGACUCCUCAUACUGUUAUAACAUGUCAACAACCGCUUAUGUCAUGUUGAAUAUGGUGAAAGCCGGAUGUUCGAGAUGGAGAUGCAUGCUCGCGAAGGACACGUGUAUCUUCACAACUUUCCAAAUGGUUCCAGUCAGUCUCUGUUGCUGCAGUUAUGAUAGAUGCAAUGUCGGUGGAAAUCCAGUUUAUUCUGAUAACCCGAAACAGAUACAAGGCAGUGGAUCCAAUUGGGGAAACAAUGGAAAUUCUGGAAAUUCUGGAAAUUCGAACAAUGGACCAAGUGGUGGAUCAUGGGGAAAUGGAAACAAUAAUGGGGGACAGAAUAACAAUGGAUGGGGAAAUAAUAAUGACUGGAGCAGCAACUACAAUUACGGUGGACAGAAUUCGGCAAAAGAAGAAAAGAUGAUCAAACAAGACGCCAAAGACUCAUCAUCGAGUAAGAAGAAGUGGACAGACAAACAACUUGAAGAAAUGUGGAAAAAAUCGAUCGAUGAUAAAGGAGAUGAGAUCCAAUUGGAAGACGAUUUCAAGAAAGUUGACAAAAAUUACAAGACUCAAUCGAUUCCACAAGAAGCGCCAAGAACUCUUUCAGCAAGAAAAGAAGUUGAACAUAUGCCAUUGGGAGCCAAAAGUUCGGGAGGAGGAGCCAAGCCAACCACUUCAUCUGCUGCUCCAAAAUCUGGAGGGAGUAAAGAAAUUAAUUUGUGA